Python bivittatus (Burmese python) is the source of this 1685-nucleotide messenger RNA. Lineage: Eukaryota; Metazoa; Chordata; Lepidosauria; Squamata; Pythonidae. The record is from RefSeq and is a predicted model, not a curated record.
UUAGAAAUGAUGUUGGGGAGGGUCAACACAUUCAGUGCCUGCCUUCAGAAUCCCAGUAAUUUCUUCCAGCUUAUGUGAGAAAUUUCUUCUAGCUCAUCUUUUCCUCUUUUUUAGUAUCUGUGCCUAUUACAGUCGAAGCCCAGGUGAAGGUUGAUAACAAGGUAUAUAAUAAAACAUUGGAAGACCCAGGUUCACCAUAUUACAAGGAAAUCGAAGUUCAGUUUAAGCAGCAGAUGAAAAACAUAUAUGAAAAUAUCCCUGGAUAUGUUGAUGUGAAGGUUAUCAGUAUGAGGAAAGGCAGCGUUGUUGUGAUCCAUGAAGUCAUCUUCCAAACUGUAAUAACAAAUGAAUUGUCCAUGAUUGAGAAGCAGAAGGAGUUUAUUACAAAUUCAGUGAAGCAGAAACUGGAAACCAUCAAUUCCACCCAGGAGUGUAAUGACACUUUGGAAUCCUUGUGCUUCCUUCCUAUGCCUAAUCCAGUUCUUAGCACCUCCUCAUCUUUUUCUGCAGAAGAAUAUUGCAAAAAAAUUAGUAUGCAGUUUGCAGACUACUAUUAUGCCAAUACAACAACAGGUGUUUUGCGCUGUGUCUCCAGAUGCACUAAAGAUACCCCAAACUCCAUCAACUGCUUCAACGGCAUGUGUCGCAUCUCUGAAAUAGGCCCCCAGUGCAUCUGUGAUAAUUUGGACACAUUUUUAUAUAUGGAUAGUCACUGCCAAUUACGCAUCCAAAAGAGCGCUCUGGGCCUUGGUCUUCCACUGGCAGUGCUCUUUGUGGUCAGUAUCAUCCUGACUGUGCUCCUCAUCAGAGCCAAGCGGAAGAAGUCUAGGGAAAGCUGGUCUGUAGAUGCUGGCAUCUGGUAUGGACAGGAGGGAGAAGAAGAAUGGAUACCCUCAGGGGGUCUGGGCAUCAUGAAUAAAGCAUCAGUCUCCUCCUGGGAUGCAGAAAGCAGAUACUGCCAUGUGUAAUCUGGAGACGGGUAUCAAGACAUGCAUGGUGUGCUGAGUGCAAUGAGCAUGAAACUGAGCAAACUCAGGGAGGCAGUGAAGGACAGGAAGGCCUGGCGCAAUAUGGUUCAUGGGGUCACGAAGAGUCGGACACGACUUAACGACUAAACAACAACAACAACAACUUAGAGCUGAACUUUUUAUUGUUGAUGCUUGCAAAUGAGCAUGUGAAUGAUGUAGUAUGCUGGGACUGUAAGCAGAUUUUUUUUUCUCUUUUUUAUUUUAAUUAUUCUUUAUUUUAAAAGAUUAUAUAAUAUAAGCAGAAUACCAAAAUAGAUGGUAUAAACUAACCUAUUCCAAAUUUGGUUUCCAUCCAAACGUAUACUAAAAGUUUUUACUAGUUUUGUAUAGCUGUAUUCCACCAAGCUCAGGUUUUGUGUUCAAUUUGGGAUAGUAAUCAAAUUUUGGGGUCCUUUACUAGAAUGUUGUUGGGGAUUAUGGCUAUUCUCCAGAAAUUAUUAAAAACUAUUGGCAAUAGUUAGAUUUCUGUUUUACUUCCCAAAAUUGAUAACAUCCUACCCUUUCACACAUACAGUACAUACAUAAACAUAUUUUCUCUGUAUGUGGAUCAAUGACUAAAAUUCAACCUUGGCUGUAUUAUGUGCAAAUUUGUUUCUUCUGGUUUCAGAUGAAACCUGCUUUUCCAUGGACCUCAGAACUUUGUUUAUACUUCUUUUU